Molecule: messenger RNA, 16893 nt
Organism: Monodelphis domestica (gray short-tailed opossum)
Lineage: Eukaryota; Metazoa; Chordata; Mammalia; Didelphimorphia; Didelphidae
Biological process (GO): regulation of transcription by RNA polymerase II
Cellular component (GO): nucleus
Molecular function (GO): DNA-binding transcription factor activity, RNA polymerase II-specific; RNA polymerase II cis-regulatory region sequence-specific DNA binding
Source: RefSeq, a predicted model, not a curated record
AGGCCCUGAGCAGGCGGCGCGGAGGCCUCUGGGAAGCCGGAAGUGAAGGUGGCUCCUCCCCCUCCUCCUCCUCCACUUCCAGAGAUCUUUCCGCUUUGACUCCUUUACGGGCCCUAGAACUCCCUCCGCGCCGCGCAUGGAGCCUCGGGAGCCUGGAGUGCCCGGGAUGGCCCUGCAGACGGACAGACUCCCAGCCCAGGAGGUGGUGACAUUCCGGGAUGUGGCUGUGGACUUCACGCAGGAGGAGUGGAGUCUCUUGUCCCCUCCCCAGAAGGAGCUGUACAAGGAUGUGAUGUUGGAGAAUGUCCGGAACUUGCUCUCUGUGGUAGAGACAAGAUCAGAAAUGAAGGUGAAUCCAACAGAAGUGAGCCUUCUUUUGGAAGAAAUGGACCUACAAAGAUUCAAGAGUGAUGGUCUUGAUAAAUUUGCUUCUGGGCAAUUCUGUGUUGCACCUCCAAAUUCAUCUGAUAAUAAACAUCAAAGAAUGUACACUGAGGAAACAUCUAUUGAAAGUAAUAUGUGCAGGGAUACUUUUAUGCAGAGGGCCAGUCUCUUUGGACAUCAGAGGAUGCACACUGGGGAGAAACCUUAUGAGUGCAAACAAUGUGGAAGGACUUUCAGUCAUCGCUCUGUUCUUGUUGUACAUCAGAGAAUACACACUGGGGAGAAACCUUAUGAGUGCAAACAAUGUGGACGGACAUUCAGUCAUCGCUCUGCUCUUGCUGUACAUCAGAGAAUACACACUGGGGAAAAACGUUAUAAAUGUAAGCAAUGUGGAAAGACAUUCACUCGGAACUCUGGUCUUGCUGUACAUCAGAGAAUACACACUGGGGAGAAACCUUAUGAGUGCAAGCAAUGUGGAAAGACAUUCAGUUAUCGCUCUGCUCUUGCUGUACAUCAGAGAAUACACACUGGGGAAAAACAUUAUGAAUGCAAGCAAUGUGGAAAGACAUUUACUCGGAGCUCUGGUCUUGCUUAUCAUCAGAAGCUGCACACUGGGGAGAAACCUUAUGAGUGCAAGCAAUGUGGAAAAACAUUUAGUCAUGCCUCCAUUCUUUCUGUACAUGAGAGAAUGCACAGAGGGGAAAAACCCUAUGAGUGUAAGCAUUGUAGAAAGACGUUCAGUUAUAGCUCUGCUCUUGCUGUACAUCAGAGAAUACACACUGGGGAGAAACCUUACGAAUGCAAGCAAUGUGGAAAGACAUUCACACAGAACUCUACUCUUGCUCAUCAUCAGAGGGUGCACACUGGGGAGAAACCUUAUGAAUGCAAACAAUGUGGAAAGGCAUUCAGUCAUACCUCCAGUCUUUCUGUACAUCAGAGGGUGCACACUGGGGAGAAACCUUAUGAGUGCAAGCAAUGUGGAAAGACAUUCAGUCGUUACUCCAGUCUUUCUGUACAUCAGAUGGUGCACACUGGGGAGAAACCUUAUGAGUGCAAGCAAUGUGGAAAGACAUUCAGUCAUUCCUCCAUUCUUUCUGUACAUCAGAGGAUGCACACUGGGGAAAAACCUUAUGAGUGCAAACAAUGUGGAAGGACAUUCAGUCAUGGCUCUGGUCUUGUUGUACAUCAGAGAAUACACACUGGGGAGAAACCUUAUGAGUGUAAGCAAUGUGGAAGGACAUUCAGUCAUACUUCCAUUCUUUCUUUACAUCAGAGGGUGCACACUGGGGAGAAACCUUAUGAAUGCAAGCAAUGUGGAAAGACAUUCAGUCGUUCCUCCAGUCUUUCUGUACAUCAGAGGGUGCACACUGGGGAGAAACCUUAUGAAUGCAAGCAAUGUGGAAAGACAUUCAGUCAUACCUCCGUUCUUUCUGUACAUCAGAGGGUGCACACUGGGGAGAAACCAUAUGAAUGCAAGCAAUGUGGAAAGACAUUCAGUCAUGCCUCCAGUCUUUCUGUACAUCGGAGGAUGCACACUGGGGAGAAACCAUAUGAAUGCAAGCAAUGUGGAAAGAAAUUUAGUCAUGCCUCCAGUCUUUCUGUACAUCAGAGGAUACACACUGGUGAGAAACCUUAUGAAUGCAAGCAAUGUGGUAAAACUUUCACUCAGAGAUCAGGUCUUGUUCAUCAUUAUAGUGUACACACUGAGGAGCAACCUUAUUAAUUCAACAAGCGUGGAAAUACAUUCAGUCAGACCUAUUUCUAUUGUGUGAAAGCAUUUUACCCUCCCCAUUUCCAGGGCAAUAUAUCUAGUUUGAGCCUAAACUUGAAGCAGGCGAGCAUUGUGUGAUGGAAAUCAGAGUUAGGAUAGAGUGGCAGCAAUAGAGCAGUCACGAGAUGAUUGCAGAAUGACAUCCCCUUCAUCGCUUCCACUGGACUGUCCUCCUGGGUGGUUGAAUCAAAGUAGAAAGCCAUGAUUAACUCCUGAGGUGAGAUUUGUGGGUUAGUGGUCAGAGAAAUUGGUCAGUUGAGGCAAGAGCAGAUAUCCAAACACUUUUCUUUCAGUUUUGUUGUUGACUAAACUUUCCUUUGAGCAUGGCUAGACCACCUUAAUGGUGGCCACAGAAUAACAAGCUAAAUAGAGUAAUGAGGAAAGUAUAUCCUUCCUAUUUUUCCAUUCCCUCUACUACCUUAGAUUAAUUAAGGUGAGUUUAGUGCCAGUCUCAUAAUUUUUCCUCUUAUACUAUACACCACAGAAACCAGGCAUUUAAUACAUUGAGCUCUCAACUUGCUAAGAAUCAGACAAUUUACUCUCUUUUGUCAUAUACACUCCUAAUAUUAAUGCUAAGAUUAAAAAUAUUAAAAUAUGUAAAAACAAAAUAAAUUAAGAGAACUGUAAAGUAUAUAAAAAUGUGUUCACAAAAAAUUAAUGUCUCAAUUGCAAAUUAGUUUUUCUGGUAGUUUAUUUACAAAAGGAGAGAGAAUAAAAGUAGAGAAAUGAGAAAGAGCAGUGUAAGAAAUCGACUUUAACAAGGUAGAUUAUUUGCUGCAGCCCUGGUUUUACUCCAGUUGUUUCUUCCUGUGCAUUCCUUCCACUUUAUGUGGUCCAGUUGUAGCUUUAACUUUGCUUAGGACUUCUCAGAAGACAGCCAGUCAUUUCUGAUUCAUCACCCACUUUAGCACAUGUGGGUCAUAGAUUUCCCCCACUUAAAGAUUAAAAGGGGUGUAUGCACUUAUAUGAUUAAAACUAAAAAUAAUCAGGGGAUAGCUAAUCUCAUUUUUCCCAAUUUUCCCUGUCAACAUUUGGAAGACAAGUCUCCCUAAUUAACAUAAUCAGCUUUUACUGCUAAAAAUCUUCUAACUACCAGUGCAAUUAAUAUUGAGCCUUCUAAAAGGAAACUAAAAUAGAGAUAAGAGGAAAAAUAGUAAAACUAGUGUUUUUUAGGCUCAUUGACAAAAAGUCAAUAGGGGAAAUCCUUUUUGGUAUAAGAGUAUAUGUUGAGAAAUGUGUUCAACAUCCUUCAGUUCAAUCAAUUAUAUCCCAAAGUUCAUUCUUGGUCUUUUUGAUGCAGUGAAUGUCUCUAGUCAUCUUUCUCCAAACAGUUCAUUUUCUGGAAUCAAGGACUUAUCACGGUUCUUUCCUUGAAAUUUUUCUCAAAUAAUUUUAAAUUGUGGGUUUUAUGAAAAACACAAUCUCGCUGAGGAGUGUGUUGACCAAUACCAGGAUCAAUUCAGGAUACAUGGUUCAGUUAUGGGGUUUUAUGAGUCAUUUUAUCAAAAGAAAAAGCAAAAACAUGAAAAGAAAAACAAAUAGAAAAAAUUUUUGGAGAAAGAGAAUUCAAAAUAGAAAUCAAAAUAUAAAGUUCUAUGUAUAUCAAAAUGUGUUAGUAUGUAAUGAAUUCACAAUAGAACCUUGUAUUAUGGUCCAAUUAAAGUAAUUUUGGUCCUACAAGUCUGUAUCACAAAAUGCAGUAAUAUUGCACUUGACCAUUAGCAGCCAGGAGUACAAAGUUUCCAUAUUAAGAGAUUACAAAGGACUAGAUUUCAGCAGCAAAUGGGAAAUAGCAUUCCCUGCCUUCAUUUCCCUUUUUAUCACAAGGAUAGGGGAGCCAGGAAUUGCCACCAAAGUGAGGUGCUUGGUAGAAUGUGGCACAGGGGGAAAGUUGUAUCUGAUGUAUAUCUAAAUCUUGAACCCCAAAGAAGUUCAAGUUCUCUUGGCAAAGAAUCUCAUCAAUCCCACUGUGAUUGUUUGGUCUCCUUGACUUUGUACUUCUUGAUACUGUAUAAUGCCCCUUUUUUUUACCUUCUCCUGGUAUUAGGCAUACUCAUCAAUCAUAGUCCAAUAAUAUUUAUCAUUAAAUGGCAGGUUAUCAUAGUCUAAGUCUCUUGGGUAUGCAUUAGUAGUAGGACAGAUAUAGUUUAGGUUUUUUAAACUGUAAAAUCAGAAAAAAGAUUAAUAUAGAUUAUAUGUAUUUUAAGUAAAAGAAAUAAGAAAAAUCCAAAUAUUUUAUUAAAAGAAAAAGCAAUAAUAAAAUAAAAUUUCAGCAACUCAUUGUAUUCCCAAAAGCAGUCUCCAUUUGCCCAUGUAUUUUUAUCUCCAAUGCUUUUUUUCAGAAUAUAAUCAAUCUGUUUCAAUAGAAGGUACACUCUUUAAGUGAGAGCAAUGAAUCCAAGAUUCUUUUUCUCUGAUUUUUAUAGCUGUUGGGAGUGGUUAACAAUAUUUGAAAUGGACCUUCCUGUGUACUGGAAAUUCUUUAUGUAUAACUUGCCUCCUAUUCCAGUCUUGAAGUGGAGUCUAUUUUUCCUCCUUAUACUGGAGCUACGGAUUGAUGGAGCUCUCACAGUUUGUUCUGCAAUUCCUUUAUAUCGGAAGUAGAAGUAUCUCCCCCUAAUAGUGAUGCAUAUGCAGGACUAAAAAGCCUAAAAGACUUGGCCUGUAUAGAGGGUAUCCAAAAUGCAUCUCAAAUGGUGGGGUGUAGAUCUCCCCUGGGCCUGCUUCAAAAACAAAAUAGGUCUAGAGGGAGAAUUUCAGGCUUUUUAAAAUGUCUCGGUGCAUAAUUUUCCAAUCAUACUUUUAAGCUCUUUGUUCAUUCAACGUGGCCUGAGCUCUGGGGAUGAUAUGGUACAUGGAAUUUGGGAGUUAUCCCUAGACAAGAAUAUUCCUGGGAUCAAACUGAAUCACUGAAAUGACUCCCCAUGUCUGAAUCAAUAUGUGCAGGCAGGCCAAAUUGAGGAAUAAUCUCUUCAGAGCACCUUGGCAACAAAAGCCAUGGUGGCUCAGGCAGUAGGAAAUACUUCCAGCCAUCCGACCAUUUGAUCCACCAUAACUAGACAAAAUGUAUACUGUCUGGCCUUAGGCAAAGUGAUAAAAAUCAAUUUGCAGGUGCUUAAAAGUCAUGUAAACCAGAGGAUGCUGUUAAAAUUAUUAGUGGUUGAACUCUGGAUAUAUUAAUCAUGUGGUUGCCAAGGAUUUAAUUUCUAAAUCCCAAAAUUAAUUUCUAAAAUAAAUGGAAUUUAUGGCAGUUUAUUCACAAUAUUUACAGUAGAAGGAAGAUGUUAAGGCAUGAGAGAGAAAGAGAAAACUGGCUUCUUCUGAUACCAAUUAGAAUUUCUAAGCCUCACCCAGGGGAAGAGAGUCUCAAGAAGAUGGGCCUUACCUGGAGGCUUCACACCUGAAAAGCGAGGUCACUAAGUCAGCUUUUUACUCACCAAUGGUAACAGUCUAAAAGAGGUUUGGGUGUUGGUCUUCUUGUCAUUCUCCAUCCUUCACUUCAAGCUGGGGUGACUGUCUUCUUCAGUCUUUUUUUUCCCUCUAUUUAAAGACCUUUCUCUCUUGUGUCACCUCCUCUAACUUUUCACAUCUAUCAAUCACAGCAGAGGCUUUUCUCCAGGACUGAUAACUCUUUAGUUCUUACCUUUGUUGGUUAUAUUUUAUCUAUGAGUUACUUAAAUCCUCUUUUGUCAAGUUCAUCUUUUGUACUUACUUAACACCUUUUUGUAGUUAAAAUCUAAAAGUAGAUUGUAGCUUACAAUUUUAUCUUCACAAUAAAGAAAGAGCUAAGUACCUUCAUUGUUAUAAUCAGGAUAUAGCUAAUCCAAUCUUCACAAUGCCCACCAAAAGUUUUCCCAAGAAUGCUGUGUUGACUAGGUUUGGCAGGUGGGGCAGACUAUAUAUACUUGAGGAACUAUAGUAAUUAUACCAGAGGAUAUCCAUAAUCUCUUAACAGAUUGUACAUUGCCCUGGAUACAGAUGUGACUGAUUUUAUGCAUGGAUUGGCAGAUUUGUUAAUAAAAAUUUCUAGGGAGCAGGAAUUUUCCUUUAGAUAACACACAUACUCCAUUAGUCAGUUUUGUUUUAAAAUUUUGUUUCUAUUCACUUCCUUUUCAUUUUAGGAAAGGGAUAAAUCUAAUUCGUUACUUGUUGCCAAAGUUAAAAUUAAUUGAGGUCCUUCUAAGGCGGUUAGUUUUGCAGCAGUAUCUACCUGGUGGUUCCCUCUAUAUACAGGGUCAGUUCCAAUUGUACGGGCAGAGCAAUGACCUAUGAAUAGGACUUUGGGUUGCUGGAGAGCAGAAAGAACUUCAUUAAUUAUUUCUUUAUUUACUAUUUAUUUUCCAGCUGAGGUUAAAAAUCUUCUCUGAAGCCAUAACAUACCCACUGCAUGACAAAUUCCAAAUGGGUACCCAGAAUCUACAUAGAUUAUUGCCCUUUUUUUUUUUGGUAAUUUUACAGGCAUGUUUUAGGGCUGUAAGUUCUGCACCUUGAGCACUUAUAUUUAAGGGCAAUGAAGCUGACCAUACAGUGGGAAAUUCUGUCACUGCUGCAGUUCCAGUGUAUACCAUCCCUCAUGGAAGAAUAACCAUCAGUGAAUAAGGCUAGAUCUGGGUUGUCGAAAGGAGUGUCCAAGAGAUUAUCUUGAAGCUUUUCAGCCAUAGACGCUACAGAUUCACAACUAUGCAAUGGUUCUCUUGAAACUGGUAAAUCAGGAAGCAAGGUGGCAGGAUUAAGUGUUGUAUAGUGUUUUAAAGUGAUAUUCUAGUUGCCCAUCAAGGUACCUCCAUAUCUUGUGAGUCUUUGAUCUGAAAAUGCUUCUGUUCUAUGCCUUAGUAACAGUCCUUCUUUAUGUCGGCACAUUUUUAAUGGACAUCCCAAUAUUCAGUCAGCCUCUUUAGUUACUAAAAAAGCUGUGUCAGCUAUACCUCUAAGGCAGGUGGUGCUCCUGAAGCUAUUGGGUCCAGCUGGGCCAAAUAAUAAACAACUGGACCCUGAACUGGUCCCAAAGAGAGUUAAAAUACUUGAAGGCACCCCUCUCUGCUCAUACACAAAGUAAAUGUUUUUGUUUUUAACAAUCUGGGAUGCCUAGAGCAGGGGCAGACAGGAUAGCCUGUUUUAUAUUGCAUGGACUUGACAGGUGUUCUGGCUUUAAUCCAAGUGCUUCAGGCUGAAUCUUUUGUUAAUGCUAUAAGGGGUUUGGUGAUUUCCCCAUAGCAGGGAAUCCGUGUCUACAAAAACCUGUCACCCCUAAGAUUUUUCUUAACUGUUUCUUAGUGGUGGGAGCACUCAAUUUUUGAAUAUUUUCAAUGUGCUUACGAGAAAUAAAGCACACCAGCAGUUAAAAUGAACCCUAAAGAUUCGACUUUGGAGAGAUAAUAGUGAACCUUUGCCUUUCAGAGUUUGUGGCCUCUUUUCAUAAUUCUAAAAGAAAAUAUUAUUGUCUUGAUAUGCUGAGGUAUUUGGUGAGGUCAAGAGCAAAUCAUCCACUUAUUUAAUUAACUGAAUAUUUUGAAAUUUUAUAUUAUCUGUUGGCUCAAAAGUUGUGCACACAGCAUAGGGAUUUCCACAUACUCUUGUGCCAAAUGACACCAGGUCCCCUGAGAAUCUUUCCAUGUAAAGGCAAAUAUAUUCUUGGAAGCCCCAUAUAUACGUAUCAAAAGAAAAAAUAGCUGAGCACAAGUUCAUUACAGUAAAGUAAGUAGCUGUACUGGGAAUACAGGAAAUUAUUGUGUUUGGGUUUGAAACCACAGGAUGUCUUGAAUUUGCCAUGAUUAUUUAUAGUCUUUAAUUCUUGGAUGAAUCUACACAUGACUUUUCAAUCUGGACCUUUAUUUGUUUUUGUUUUUGUUUUUUAUGAGUAAAGUGGGUGUAUUAUCCAAUUUUCAUGGAAGUAUUCCUUGCUCAAUUAAUGAAUUUAUUACUGGGGUUAUUCCCUCAAUUGCCUCUUUUGAUUGAGGGUACUGUGGCAUGGAAGAAGCUGGCUCACCUCUUUUCUUAAUUUGAACAAGAGCAGCUGCUUUAAGUCGGCCUACAUUGGAAGAAAUGUGGCCCAAAGAGACUUAGGUAUAUCAGCUGGUAUUUCCAAUAUGGGAGCCUCUCUUACCCCCUGUCUCUCUGAGAGGAGUACAGGGAGCAAAUUUAAAGAUUACUCGGGUAAUUCUAAUGACAUAGAUCCAUCUGGGGUGCAAGUUAUUCUGGCUUUAUGUUUAUGUAAUAGAUCUCUUCCCAGCAGAUUUGUGGGGGAUCCAUACAUUAAUGGACAAGAAUAUUCUAAAGAUAAGGGUCCCGUGGGUAACAUUCGAGGAAAAAAUCUGGGGCCCUUUUGAAGUGUUUCUGAUAUACCUACUACAUGUAGAGAGCUAAUAUAGUUUCGUUUUGCAUCUGGUUUAGUCUCUAGGAAUAUUCUAAAUGCCCCAGUAUCUAAAAGGCAAUCAUAGUGCUAGUUUUCCACUUUUAGGGUUACAUGGGGUUUAUUACUGUUUGUUUGGGAAUGUAUUGGAAUAAUUAGCAUUAAAAUAUCAGAAUCUGGAAAAUCAAAGGUUUCACUUUUUGAUUCCAAGACCCUUUUUUCCUCUUCACCCCUUCAUAAAGAUUCUUGGGCAUUUCUCUGGGAUCCUCCACAGUGAGGGGGAUUUUUUCACCCUGAGUAUAGUGUGAACGAGCUCCACUUUUUACUAUUGGUGUUGGGUAUUUUGUCCUGUGUUCUCAUUUUCCUCCUCUGGAUGACUAUUUCUGUAGUUAUUAUGAUUAUUGUUAUGUCUGAUAUUUCUCGGAUUACCAUUAUUCUUAAAAUUCAUAUUAUUUGUUAUCUGAUUCCAGUUUCUACAGACCAUCAUUAAGUGACUUUUUUUAGUGUCUUUCUGCCCCCCAGUUCUGAGUGACUGUCUUUUCUCCAAGUCCAAGUGACUGUCUUCCAGUCCAGCUCUGAAUGACUCUUCCUCAGUGUCUCUGUGUGUCUCUCCACUCUUUAAUCACCUUUUUCUCUUGUGUCACCUCCCCUUAAUUUUAGGUCUACCAAUCAAUCCCGCUGAUUCACACCAGGACUGCCCACUCUUUCACACGUGGGUCACAGACCUCCCACUCAAUGUAUGAAAUGGGUAUUCACACCUUCUUGUGGUUAGUUCACACCUUCUUGUGGUUAGUUCACACCGUUUGUGGUUGAAAUGGGUAGAUCUACACUUUGAGCAUUAAAAUCUAAAAAUCGACAGGGCAUUACAAUUUAAUCUUCGAAAUGAGGGAGGAGCCAAGUACCUUCAUUGUUACAAUUAGGGGAGAGCUAAAUCCAGUCUUUGCACCACACAUUCACAUCUCAAAAGCCUCAGGGCGCCAUCCCCAAUUUUACCAUUGAGCCAAAUGUUCCCUUCACACAUCUCCUGUACCAGCUCACUAUCCCUCCCCCCAGCUCUUAGUUAGAGGCCUGAUGAUACGACCUCCAUCCCAGGCCACUGUGAAUUCAUAAUUUCAGAAAUGGGGAUGGGCCUGCCUCAUUCUUUGGGUACUCAGUGGGGAAGAUCAGGAUUGGUAUUCAGAAGGUAGCAGCAACCAUUUUGAUAAGACCCAGAGACAAGUAGGGGAAAGGGUGAAACUUCUUUACUUAUUUUGUCAGAUAAUUUGUAUAGUAUUGGGAUUGGUUGUUCUUUAAACACUUGAUAGAAUUCCCUUGUGAAUCCAUCUGGCCCUGGGGGUAUUUUCUUAGCAAAGGAGUUUUACUAAGUUCCUUUCAUGAUACCCAUAUGGUAAUGAUUCCAAAGGCAGCAGACCAAGAACCAAGAAAGAAGACUACAGACCAAUCUCCAUGAAUAUAGAUGCAAAAAUCUGAAAUAGAAUACCAUUAAAAAGAAGCCCGCAAGCGACCACAAGCAUCAUUCACUCUGAUCCCAUGGGCUUCAUAUCAGGAAUGCAGGGAUGGUUUAAUAUUAGGAAAACCAUCCACAUAAUUGACCGUAUCAAUAAUCAAACCAACAGAAAUCACAUGAUUAUCUCAAUAAAUGCAGUAAAAGCCUUUGAAAAAUGCAAUAUUAUUCCUAUUGAAAACACUAGAAUGUAUGGAAUAGAAGAGCCUUUCCUCAGAAUAAUAACCAGUAUACAUUGAAAACCAUCAGCAAGUAUCAUCUGCAAUGGGGAUAAGUGAGAAGCCUUCCCAGUAAGGUUGGCCAUGAAGCAAGUUUGCCCAUAAUUACCUCUUCAUUCAAUGUUGUACUAGAAAUACCCGCAGUAGGAAUUGGAGAAGAAAGAAAUUGGAGGCAUUAAAGUAGGCAAUGAGGAGAGUAAACUAUCACUCUGUGCAGAUGAGAUGAUGGUAUGUUUAAAGAACCCCAGAAAAUCAACUAAAAGGCUAGUGGAGAGAAUGAACAACUUUAGGAAAGUUGUGAGGUACAAGAGAGCCCUCAUAAAUCGUCAGCAUUUCUGUAUGUUUCCAACAAAACUCAGCAGCAGCAGCAGAUAGAAACUCCAGUAUUACCUUUCCUAGGUAGGUACCCAGAAGAGGUUGUUUAAAAUGUGAAGGGAGGUGGCAAAGAAAUGGAAACUAAAAGGAUGUCCUUCGGUUGGGGAAUGACUGACCACAUCGUGGUCCAUGAUGGCGAUAUGAUACUAUUGUGCCAUGAGGAACGAUGAGCAGGAUGAUUGCAGCAAGACCUCCAUGGAGUGGCGCAGAGAGAAAUAAGUGAAAUGAGCAGAAUGAGAAGAGCAUUGAACACAGUAACAGCAAUAUUGUGGGACGACCAACUGUGAUGGACUUCACUGCUCUCAGCCAUGCAAUGCUCUGGGGAAAUUCUGAGGAACUCAUGAUAAAGAAUGCUGCCCACCUCCAGAGAAAGAACCGUUGGAGUCAGAAUUCAGAUAAAAGCACCCACAUUCCACUUAACUUUAUUUAGUUUUGUGUCGCUUUUCUAUAAGCUAGGGGAAGUGAUAUAUUUGAUGCAAAUGACAAUGCAAUGAAUGAAACUGCUAGAAGGCACCCAUAAAGGGGCAUUCCAGAAAUCAGUUGCCUCAGGCCCAGGCUGGCAAGACUAUAUAUAUAUAUAUAAUCAAAUAUACAUAAUUGGAUGAAAAAGAUCACCAGGUUUUAGUGGGCUACAAUCUCCAAAAAAGCUCCAGUCAGACAUGACCUUAAGCCACAUAGGUUCAGGGAUGAGGAUUGCAGGCACGCUCUCCUCAGCUCAAUUCCAAGAAUUUCUGGAAGGCUGCUCAGGUCUGAGUAUCACUCUGGGUAAUGCAUUAAUAAGUUUGAGACCGUCUGGAGGACUGAAGCUUAUAUAUUGAGUGCCUCAAUUCAUAAUAUAUGAAGUUCUAUUGAAGAAAUUUUAGAUGUCUAAAAUGGAGACAAAUAGGGAUAAGAAGUGAGAGGGGUCUUUAAGAAUUUAAGAUAACAUGUGAACGAUUAAAGACUUUCUCUGUUUUUCCUCUAAGAGCAAAUUAGGAACAGGGUAUGAAUGGCUAAGAAUUUGGGUAAAGAAAAAAAAUCGGAAUAGGCAAAGGUCUCCAAAAGCUAAAAGUGGCCCAGGGAGAAGAAAUCUCAUCCUGUCAUUCCUCUAUUUUCUCUUUUCUUCAUUCAACAACCACUUUCCUAAAACAGGCCCUUAUCUGUCACCUGGGUUACCACAAUAGUUUUCUCAUUGGCCUUCUUGCCUCCUCUCUCUCCACUCAGCUGACAAAUUGAUAGUCUGAAAUAAAUGGUCUAUGCCAACCCCUUUACUCCCCAUUCAGUCAACUCCUGUGGUUCAUAUUAAGCUCCAGGAGCACGUAUAACACCCCUCUCUGGCACUUACAUCCCCCAAAACUUGAUCUUUUCCUACCUUUCUAGUCUUCUUGCUUUUUCGUCCUCUACACUUGCACUCACUCUAUAGGACACCCCAUCUCUAUAGAGUCCUGUCCUGUAGCCUUGAAUGCUCUCUGUGUGGCUCUUCUUCCUGAUUUCCCUCCUUCCUUCCUUCAAUGCUCAGCUGAAAUCCCCGAGCGCUCUGCAUGGGAAUGUCUCCUCCCCACAAUUUCACUCCCCUCUGACUUGACCCUCCAUUCUUGUCUGAUGUAUUUCUAUUAGAGAAUCCCGUUUGUUAUUGUUUUUUGCCGUGUUCUCUUCCCUCAUUAGAAGGGGAGCUUCUUGAAGGUAGCAGCUGUGGUUUUGUUUCUCUUUCUGUUCUCUGGCCCUUUGCUCAAGGACUGACCCAUAAUAGUACACAUUUCACAAAUUCUUCUUUGAGGAAGCCCCAGAGUCUGUGAACAAAGCCUGAAUAACGACUUGUGUGUACGAUUGGAUCCUAUAUCAUUUAAUGUCCACCAAUCAUUAUUUAUUACGUGCCUAAAAUAAUCGAUUCAAUGACUGAUAUGAACAGGGAGUCAUAUUAGACCCUGGAAGUGUAAAGAGGAAGAAAUGAAAAGAUUGCUCGCCUCAAGGAGCUCAUACUCUCCUUGCAGAUGGGAUGCCACCUUGUUCAGGUAUUCUUGGGUAUGACGGCCCCUUCGCUCCUUUCCCACAGAGAUGAGGGUGUUCUUGAAGACGUUACAUACGAAAUGGGAAGAUGAAGAAGAGGACAUUUGAGCUGGAGCUCAGCUUCUGGACAGGGUGACAAUUUGUGUGAAUGGAUAGGGCAGAGGGCCAUCCAGGUUACCAUCACAUCUGGGGGAUAUUAGUGCAUGAUGGGUAAUAUUCAGCACAUUUAGUACAGAGUGAGCCCUUCAUGAAGGCUGGAGUGACCGACGUUCUGGUUCAGUGAAAUUUAAUGUGAUGAAUGGGAGCAAUCUGUGAAUGAACAAGGACAGAGUAACAGCCAUGGUGCACCACUCUGCUAACCCAAAGGGAUAGCAAAAAGAAAUGCAGUCAAAACAAACGGACUCUCAAAGCCCUCGAUCUGAUGGUGAGAGCACCUCUAUUCUCAGGAAGUGCAGGGUCUUUGGGGAUGUGUUAUAUCCACGACAAAGACGAAGUAGCCUGAGAGCUGAAUGAGCAGCUGAAGGGAUUUGGGAAGUCCUCAGAGAGGAGGUUUGAUACUUCAGUUAAAUGAGAACAAUAAAUCACGUGAGAUCAAGCUGGGAAAAAAGUACACUGGUGUGAACUUUGCAGGGCUUAGGAUGCAGUAAAGUAUCAUUAAUUUACUUAUAGAUAAUCCAUUCUAGAAGUAUAUGGGUAUUUAUCUAAGUACAAUGUUUAUCAUGUACAUGAAAAUUUCAAAUGGUAUUUGUACAAUAUGUAAUUUGCAAUUAUUCUAUUGUAAUUGUUCCAUGUUACCCACAUUUGAUCAAAUAACAAAUUGCGCAAUUGGGAAUGUUAUAACAGUACAUUGGAUACUGUUCAAUUCAGCAGAAAUUGUUUCUAUUAUCCAAAAUGUAUGUAUGUUAAUUUUCUUAAAUGCUUCAUUUUAUAUUUGCAAAAAACAGCAUGUCUUUAGUAGAAUCAGACUUAUUUAAAAGUUAAAUUUUCUGUAAAUGGCAUUUAAGCUUUUACAAAGAAAAAAGGGAUGUAAUGGUACUCCCAACCAUCAAACUCUUCUACAUCCCAGAAGGGAUAUAGGCUGAUCCUAUGCAAUAACAGUGAUAAAGAUUACAUUGUAUGGUAGCCCUGGAUUGGGUUGACUAUUACCAGGAAAUUAAGACUAUGAGGGACCCAACAGGAUGAUAACUUUGGGUCGAGGGUUUGUUUGUAUGUCUACAGAUAGUGAAAACACCUGGUUCCCCACAAAGCACAUCAUGCCAGAUGACACGAGACCAGGAAGAGAAGCAGACGAACGACACUGAGGACAUCAGUCAGCUGCACACCAGCCACACUCCAGACCCGCUGGAAGAAACCAUCGCUGGCAACUACAAACACACCAAAGACUGACAUUGCACUGCUUUUAAUGAUAUUUACUAUUAUUCCACUGAUGGACCCUUGUCAUGCUGACAUCUAUGGUUCUAUUAUAUACAAACCAAGAUCAAGCAUGUUAACUUGCAUGGACUAAACCCCACUCGUGUAUGUUAAUGACACCAGAGAGAUCCCACACUCCAGAGACGUUAGCCUGGGAUCAGAAGGGAAUGGCUACGAUUGUUCAGAUACACCCUUCAUUUGUAUGUCAAUGCUCUAUACUGUCAAAAGGAAGUAAUUUUGUAUGCUUUUAAAAUUCAAGCUUGUAUUGUAAGAAACGCUACUCUUAACGAUGGUGUAGGCAUUGGUACGGUUCUCUUAGGAGGAGGAGAUAGAAGUGUUCAUCCACAGCAUAGACCUAGUAACCCUGACAACAAAAAAAACUGUUUAAAGCAGGAGACACUGCCCAGGGAGUUAUAAUGGACAGAUGGUCUUGAUCGAACUCCUGGAAAGGAGGAAAUGUCAGGCAGAAUAGAUUUUGAAAACUGUAUCUACAUCUCUAUAUAGAUGGUGUUCUCAACAAUAGCUAUAUAGCUAUUAUAACCAACCACCGUUGGUGUGGUUACAUAGUAAUACCAUUGUUGGUCAUCACUCCUGAAAACACAUCAUCAGGGUGAUAGCUUUAUGGGAACUCUUUCAUGCUCACUCCCACCAGCCCCAGAGGUCAGGCAGGCUGCUGUAUUUGGGGUCUAUCAGCUUCCCCUUCUCAUACUGGAAGACUUUCUGGUCUGUGGGAAGUCCAGCCUAAGGGGUAAACUGAGUGCUCAAGGUUGGACAACCUCUGUGGACGCACAGUUGUUGGCCCUCCUCUGUGGAAUUGGCUGUUACACACCUACAUGGGACAGAGGCAUAGUGUACCCUGAGAUUCCCCUUUGGCAUAUAUAUUUAAAAAUGGGAAGAAAUCGGCACUAACAAGCUUGUAGAAUAAGCACAUUGAAUAUUAUACAUUUACAGCAAUGAAUUAAUGAGUUACAUCAAAUUCUAUGCAAGAAAGAAGCUGUAGAAACUGCUUCUACAUGAAAAGAGACUCAGGCUUCUGGUAACCCUAACAUUGGUUUGGUAGAGUGAAUUUUUCAAGCAUUGGCAAUGUUAUCUUCUUGGUUAUUAUAUUGAUUGGUUUAUUUCUAAGGCAGUAGAGGGUUAAAUAAGGCUUAUAUCAGAAACAUGCAGCCAGAAGUUGCCAUGCCACUCCAUUCUCUUCAGUCUUGUUAUUUAAACAAUUCAGAAUGUAAGGUUCAUGGGAAUAUUAGUACUUGUUAAGAAUUUGCACCAACUGUUGUAUUUAUGUUUUUGUCAAGCUUUUCGUGAUGACAAAUUUUGCACAUGUACAAUAUGAAUCUUGGUCAACAUACAUUAGGGAAAUAGAAAUCAUUUUUGAAUGUGAAUUCUGACAUUACAUAUUGGCUCAGCUACGACUAUGCCACAUGAAAGGUGAGCCAUUAGUUUAAAAUUUUGCAUUAAUUUAGGGUCAUUUUCCAUGAUCAUUCUUUCAUAUUAUAUUCCCCAUAGAUUUUCUUUUCAGUACUAGAAGUAGAUUGAAAGCAGCAUUAAUGCUCUGAUCCUGAACUAUGAAUUAACUAGAAAAAUGGAACUUUUUAUUUUUGGAUGUACCCAAAAGCUUGAGACUACAUGAACAUGACAGCAUUGGUUAAGCUUCCUGGGACUAUUCUGAGAGAUGAUGUCUGAUGGCAUAAAAAGAGAAGGCAACGGAUUCCUCACACUUGGCCAGACAGCCUAAGCCACAGACAGAUCCAUGUGAGAUGGCGUAAGGUUGGAGGUACAAGGUCUCCGUGUUUUGAAACUCAUUCACGGGUCGCCCUGGUACCAAACUUCCAACCCUAUGUCUAUGUGGCAGGCAUCUUGGCUUAUAUAUCCCUAAGGCUAUGCAUGAUCAGAACAAGGGAAAGUAAGGAAUUCCCUCUCAUCACCAGAUAUAGUCCUUUUCUUUAACCAUUUAAGGUCUGACAACUUCUUAUAGUCCUGGCUGUACAUGGGUAAGAUGAUGUAUCAUUCAAUGCACCUGUCCUAUGGACUAUGGGACUGAUAGCACAUUACUUCAGGAUCACUAAGGAGUGAAGAUCAUUUUCUUAUUAUUUUUUAUUAUUAUUAUUGAUUUUUGAUGAAACUUUUUACCUUGGAUUUUGCUAAAUGGAAAUGAAGAUCAUUCUUAUUUUUACAGCAUUAUUGCUAUUUUUGACCGAGUUUAUAAUUUUUUAUUCUUAAAGAUACACUCUUGUUUUAAUUUUGAAACAAAAAGGGGGAUAUGUAGCAUUCCAGGCAUGUUGGCAUUAUUGUAUUACCAGACACUUGGUCAGACCUCUUGGUGGUCAUUGUGUGAUUCAUGAGCUGGCUCUUGACUUGGCCACGCUGCCUCUGUUUGGAGCAAGGUCAUUAACAGCGCAGGGACUUUCAGCUCGGAGGACACUCAUUUGAAAAGAGCAUGUCGGGAAUCCCCACCUCCUCGGAUUUUGUCAUUGUCCAUUCAACCAAUGUUAAGACCUACGCGCUAGGUUACGUAUUCAUCGAUCACCUCUCGAUCCACAUCUCAAUAAAUGCUGGCGUGAGGGGCGCUAUUCUCUCUCUUGAUUCCUUCACCCUCGGAGUUCUCCUCAUCUCUCCUCUUACCUUUCCUGGCGACACUGUCGCCCACAUGCUUUCUAUCUCAGAAUUCUUUCUUCCACGUGUUCUCUCAUUUCUCAUGUUUUCCUUGAAUUAAUUUUCAAGGGAAAACAUCCCAGGAGCAAGCGCCGCUCCCCAUAUCAAUGAACUAGUCUGUGAGUCUUCACUGAUCGCCCAUCUUCCUCAGGCUCCUUCCUCCUCAAGUUACAACCCACAAAGGAAAGUCAUACAGCAACCGCUGGCCGGAUUGUUCUAAACAUAAUAAAAAUGAUUCACUUUA